GACGCUCCCAAUUUCACGGGCUCCUUCUACUCCAAGACCAAAGCCAUGGUAGAGGAUCUGCUCCGCAACUACGAUAACGUCUGCACCUUGCGUGUCAGGAUGCCUAUCUCCUCCGAUUUAUCCAACCCCCGCAAUUUCAUCACCAAGAUUACUCGAUACGACAAGGUUGUCAACAUUCCCAAUUCCAUGACCAUAUUGGACGAGCUUCUUCCCAUCUCCAUCGAGAUGGCCAAGAGGAACCUCACUGGGAUCUGGAACUUCACCAACCCUGGAGUCGUCAGUCACAACGAGAUUUUGGACAUGUACAGAGAAUACGUGGAUCCCGAUUUCACGUGGAGGAACUUCACUCUUGAGGAGCAGGCCAAGGUGAUCGUUGCUCCCCGGAGCAACAAUGAGCUUGACGCCCACAAGUUGAAGAAGGAAUUUCCGGAACUGCUUUCUAUCAAGGAUUCGCUCAUUAAGUAUGUCUUCAAGCCCAACCAGAAGGUCAAAGCUUGAGUUUGAACGUGAACUCUAAAGCCUCUCAUUUUUAUGGAUUUCUA
Molecule: messenger RNA, 542 nt
Organism: Cajanus cajan (pigeon pea)
Lineage: Eukaryota; Viridiplantae; Streptophyta; Magnoliopsida; Fabales; Fabaceae
Source: RefSeq, a predicted model, not a curated record